Molecule: messenger RNA, 2011 nt
Organism: Mizuhopecten yessoensis (Yesso scallop)
Lineage: Eukaryota; Metazoa; Mollusca; Bivalvia; Pectinida; Pectinidae
Product: BTB/POZ domain-containing protein 6-like
Exons: 3
Coding region: 93-1466 (457 amino acids)
Biological process (GO): neurogenesis
Cellular component (GO): cytosol
Molecular function (GO): protein binding
Source: RefSeq, a predicted model, not a curated record
AUUCCUCGUAACACUACAAAGACGGAUAGUCCGGGUGUAAAGAAAAAAGGAAUAUUAUAAAAUAGACUGAUCUUACGGAUUGAACGGCGGAAAUGGCAACUGCGCAAGCUCAAGAACCAAGUUGGCAAUGUGAUAAAUCACUGGUCGAGUGUCUGAAUCAUCUAUUCGCAUCCGGUAUAGCAUGUGACGUCACAUUCCUGGUUGGAGAAGACAAAUACAGGAUUUCGGCCCAUAAAACUAUUCUGAUCAGCAGAAGUCCUGUAUUUUACACCAUGUUUGAGGGAAAUCUCGCCGAAAAGGGCGAAAUAGCAAUUCCGGAUAUUGAACAAGAGGUGUUCACAAUGUUUUUGAGGUAUCUGUAUACAGACACAAUAGAACUGACCGUCAAAACUUCAAUCUCUAUCCUGUCAGCUGCGAGGAAAUACAUGGUUGACCGUCUUGUCAAAAAGUGUGAAACUUUUCUAAAGAGUUCUCUUACGGCUGAAAAUGUAUGUCUUCUAUUAGAACAAGCCCAUAUCUACACAGAGGAAAGCCUGAAGGAGGACUAUCGACGCGUCAUCGCAAGGUCUUCGAAAGAAGCGCUGAAAUCCAACAGUUUCGUCGACCUGUGUGGCGUCUGUGUGAAGAGUAUCACAGAGUCGGACGAAUUAGCGGUGGAGGAGAGCGUGGUGUACGAGGCGGUGAUGAGUUGGUCUGAGGCGGAGUGUGGACGUCAGGGCCUGGAGGUGACGGAUACAAAUAGACGGGAGGUACUAGGGGACAUAAUCUACACAGUCAGGUUCCCCAUCAUAGACGCCAAGUAUUUAUCACAGCAUGUCAUUAAAAGAGAUGUCCUGACGGCAGAACAGUUACUGAGCAUCCUAAGAUUUCAGCAGGACAACAAGGCAUAUCCCUGCACAGAAUUUACCGUGAACCAACGAGCACUUAGAAAACCAGUAACAUUUGUAAAAGAAUGCAUAAGCAGAUUUAAGGGUACGACGCGCAAUAAACGGAGUGGAAUGAUUGUUGAUGAUAGCGAAUCGAUAUCGUUUGUCUCCACCGUUGACAUUUCGCUGCAUGGACUGAAGCUUUACGGUUCGAAAACGGGAGAUCGCAAUAUUCUUAUAGGAGUCUACAAUCAGGCUGGUGACACUCUAUACGAGAAAACACACAUGUUGCCGAAUAAGGAAGAGGUUACUAUAGAAUUCCAGCACAUCAUCAAAAUAACACCAGGACAAACCUAUACUGUCGUCAUACACGGAGGGGUGCACACAAAGGUGUAUGGAACGGAGGGAUGUAGCACGGUGAAAUGUCGUGAUGGAGAAAUCCGAUUCAUGUCAAGUACGUCUUAUCCAAGCAGACAUACAUCUGUCUAUGAAGGUCAAUUUCCUGGACUGUUGGUAACAUUGGAAUCGGCAUCAAAGCUAAAAAAACAUGACACUGUUAGUAGGUUUGAUCUGACAAAUUUUGACUGGUUGCGGUCAUAAGGUAUGAUGCAAAAACGACAACCCGAUGGAUUGAUGUUACGCACAUCAUUGUUUUACAUUAUGCUACCUUUGUCGGCCGUAUAAAAAGUAAUGAUAAAUAGAGAGAUAUCGAGUUGCAGUUUUCAAAGACUGACGUGCUCAAUACUUCCACAGUUACCCAGUUUCUAACUCAUAUAAUUGAAGCAUGAUUGUUUAUGUACUAUCAUAUAUGAACACUAAAUACCUGUUUUUCACAUUAUUUUUUUUCAUAAUUGUUAUAAUAUUCAUAAAAGUGAGUUGCUAGAAUCACGCCGUUAUGGUUCAUUGUUUCACUCUCUCGUGGUGUCGUAUUAACGGACCUUCAUGUUUACUACCACAAGUUUACCUGUGCCAUCAGCGUUCACAUUAAAUGUCCUGCACCUGUUGAAGGGAGAUAACCCAUGAUUUUGUCCAUUUAUGCUGCAUGUCAUAAUUUAUUUUGCUGCCAGUGCUUAUACCAGAAAUUUAUUAAUGAAUAUUGUAAUUGUUUCCACUGACAUAUGUCUAAAAAAAACAGGCAACAAUUA